ACAAAUAUACCUACGCCUGAUCAUUACAAAGCGUCAUCUGCCAAUUAAGCAAUAUAUACAACACCACUAACUGGUAGUUUUGGUAUAUAAAACUGAACGCCCCAAAAUUUUCAUUUAGUUGGCGGAUUGAAAAUAAAAUUCUAAAGGGAAUAAUUCUUGUCGGCGGACGGAUACAUUUUGUGUCAGGUGGCAGCAGGAUCCAUUGCUCUUUUAAGAAGUGUUGUUGUUCAAGGAAAUUUAGUUUUUCGUUUAUUUUGUAGUGUCUUUCUUAAACAGUCAAGAUGGUGGAAGGUGGAAUGAAAUGUGUCAAAUAUCUUUUAUUUGCAUUCAAUCUUAUUUUUGUGAUUGCUGCGAUUGGAUUGAUAGCCGCCGGAGCGUAUGUCCAGGUUGAACUCAAAGAGUACAGCGACAGUCUGGGCAGUGCCUAUGCCGGCCCCGGGAUACUCCUCAUCAUUGUCGGAGUCUUCAUCUUCCUCCUGGCAUUCUUUGGAUGUUGCGGAGCCAUCAAAGAGAAUUAUUGUCUUACUAUGACCUUUGCCGUUUUGCUGACCAUCAUAUUCUUUUUCGAAAUUGCUGGUGGUAUUGCAGGCUUUGUACUUAAAAACAAGGUGGAGAAAGAGGUUAAAGACUCGCUGGAAAAUCUGAUAACAAAAUACAUAGUGAAGAAUGACACAGCAGCUGGGAAAGCCAUUGACAAAAUACAACGUGAGUUCAAAUGCUGUGGCAUAAAGAACUACACUGUGGAUUACUGCGACCGCCAUAACAACAAGGUUGUUGAUUCAUGCUGCAAGGUGAAAGGGUGUGACACUACAUGUAGUCCAAACCCAACAUUCUACACAAAGAACUGCUCCGAUGGGUUCGUGGCAUGGCUAAAAGCCAAGAUAGCCAUCAUUGGGGGCGUAGGAAUUGGAUUAGCUUUUGUUCAGGUGAUUGGCAUCUUAUUUGCAUGUUGCCUGGCCCGUGCUAUUCGCAAGGAGUACGAGGUUGUGUAAACGGUGGUGCAGAAACAUUUAUUGGGCGUGGCAUCGUGUCUGAUAUAGCAUGUGGGGGAAAAGGGGAAAUAACAGAACUGGGCGACAGAUGAUGUUUGAGCCAUAUUUUUGUGGUCUAAAUACUUUUGUGAACAACUGUAAAGAAAAAUGACAUUUUUGAAAGUUUUUAGGGUAACUAAGAAAUGAAACCAUGAAUGAUUUACACUCUAAAUUCUUCUGAGAAGAAAGGAAAAAUUUUCUUGAAAAUUGGUGGGUGGGUGGGCGGGAUGAGAAUUUGACCGAGAGUUGAAUAGUCUCAGCAAUGUGUAACGGUCAAAUCAUUCAGCUUGGUGGAUCUAUUACAUGUGUGUUAUUCGUUAUUCUUGGAAUAUGUUUUGAUACAUUCCUAAGCAAAAAUAAAUAUGCAUUUUUGAAUAUUUAUUAAUGGUAUUCUGUUCACCAGGAAGUAACACUGGUAAAAGAUGAUAAUUGAUUGGUUACUGUCGGAUGGCAGUUAGAGCAUGAUUGGUGGUUUGUGUUAUUUUGAAAAGUUAAUUCGGGUCUCUUGAUUGGCCACUCUACAUUUGGAUACAGCCAGCAUUGUGAAUAAAAGUGCCUCUCCUG
Molecule: messenger RNA, 1595 nt
Organism: Gigantopelta aegis
Lineage: Eukaryota; Metazoa; Mollusca; Gastropoda; Neomphalida; Peltospiridae
Product: CD63 antigen-like
Exons: 7
Coding region: 282-992 (236 amino acids)
Cellular component (GO): membrane
Source: RefSeq, a predicted model, not a curated record